Molecule: messenger RNA, 2853 nt
Organism: Entrophospora sp. SA101
Lineage: Eukaryota; Fungi; Glomeromycota; Glomeromycetes; Entrophosporales; Entrophosporaceae
Source: the annotation of a GenBank genome assembly
AUGACACCAAUUGAAAAAACAAGCGGUCCAAAAAUAUCAGCUGAUGCUACUGCUACUUCCUCAUUAAGAGGAAAUUCCAAUUCACAAGCAUCUACAAAUGCAUCGAUUUUCAAAUCUGAAAAUAAAUCAACUCGUUCACCAGAUAAUUCAACUGAUUUUAUUCCUGAACAACCUAUUUCAGGAAAAAAACGUGCAUUGCCGCCGGAAUCAUCAAAAUUUGGCUUUUUACCUCUAGAUACAUUCAUAAAAGAAGAAAAACCACGAAAACCACGAACAAAAAAAACCAAAUCCUUGAAAUCCGAAUCAUCAUUAUCAUUGUAUCCAUUUAUAACAUCUCAGACAUCUUCACAACAACAUUCAACUUUAAUGCCAACUUCUUCCCUACUGCUACAACACAAUAAAAAACAAUCACAACAAAUACCAUCUUCAUCUCUGUCUCGUUUAACUCUAGAAACCUCACAACUAUUAUCAGCCUCAUAUUUACCUUUAUCAUUGAAAAAUCAAGAAGGCUUGUUACUUGAAAAUUCUCACAGAACUAAACGUGUAAGAAAGCAGUUUCAUGUUGAAUCAAUGUCUGCCGAGCCAUCUAUCUUGACCGAAGAUGGUUUUUGGAUUCCGACGGACAAAAAGAAAACUUCUGCAACAGAGUUAAAAGUAUAUUACGACACUUGUGUAAAAAAACUUCCUGACGCCACUCGAUCAGAAUUAUUGAAGCUUGGCACAUUAAUUCUCGAUAGACUCUUGGCACAAGGGUUUUCUAAACCUUUUGUAAAUCCUGAGUCUGAGUCUGCAAUAAUAUACAGAGAGUAUAUUCAUAGACUGAUGGAUCUAAAUACUCUUGAAUCUAAUUUAUGGUCAGGAAAAUAUCGAAAUCCCACAGAAAUGUUAAGAGAUCUUUUUCAGAUAAUGUUCAACGCUUUUAUAUUCCAUGAACAAAAUGGGGAUAUCAAAUCAUGUUUAUCAAAAUUUGAAAUGAAAUCACCACAUGAUGAAUUUCAAUCGAUUCAUAUCAAUGACUUCAAUCCUGAAAGCAAACUAUACCUUAUGCCUAUAUUUGAGUUUCGUCACAAAAACAAAAAAUACUCAUGUAUGAAAACUGAAGCAAUCGACAGACUAACAACAUUUAAUAAACCAAUUCUUGAACUUUUUGACAAUGAAGCUCUUCCUCCAACUCUAUUCGAUGAAACUGCGGUUACUUGUAACUUUGAUCGAUUAUAUAUUGCCAACAUCCAUUCUCAACUAUUAAGAUCUAUUCAAAAUGAUAAUUCCACUCUUCUAUUGCUUAAGAAUAUCAAAUGGACUCCAGAAACUAAUCAUUUCAAAUGUCAAAUAAUCAGAGCAAAGCCUUUUGGACGUUUUCACAAAUUAGAUCAAUUGGCCUUUAAUGAAUUAAGGGAUGGUAGAUAUUGGGUACGUAUAGCAUAUUUAAACAAGGUUGAAUUGGAGUUUGUUGCAACGAAAAGAUUCUAUGAUUUUUGCAUAAGAUAUCCAUUUGAAGUCAGAGACAUUGUUACCACUGCUACAACCAAUGCUACAACUGAUGAAACCAUCAAUACCUCCACAAUUCUUUUAAAUUAUCAAUCAGAUUUUGUCAACAAGAAUAGAAUGUUAAUUGACCCCCAAUUAUUAGAUAUUGAUAAUGAUGCUAAUUAUAUGUUGCCAUAUCAUCAAAUUACAAAUAAUAAUAACGAAAAUGGUGUUGGAAUUGAGAUGAUGACAGAUCCUCAAUUGCCAACUGAAAAUCAAGUCUCAGCAGAUCCUGAAUUAAUUAUCAAUGAUCUUGAAAUAUCAAAUAGUAAUGAUGACGAGGAUGAUGCCUUUGUUGCAUUAAUUGACAAUUCUCAAUAUUUGGAUAUAUGGAACAGACUUGUUCAAGAAGCUGCUGUUCGAAACAUUCCAGUGAUUGACAUUAUUAGCCUUGAUAAAGAAAAAGUUAUGAAGGCAGAAGGGUGUUUUAAGAGUGUUUACCAUUUAAAAAACAAUCAAAAUUCUGUUUUGCAAUAUUUUAAAAGGAUUAACGAUGAAACUUUAGAGGCAAGGUUCAAAGAAGUCGCAUUCUGUCUUAAAAUCAUUGGUGCUUCAAAUACUGGUCAAAUCAAGGCGAUUUACAAAAAUAAAAAUAACCAAUUAGUAGGAAUUUCGAUGGAAAAAUAUAAAUGUACAUUGAAGGAACAUUUAUUUGAUUCAAAGAAAAAAUUCACUGGUGGACAAAAAUUUAAAAUUAUUCGUGAUUUUGUUAACGGAAUGAAAGAAAUUCAUGACGCAGGAUUUGCUCAUAGAGAUUUAAGUGAAGUUAAUUUGAUGUUGGACGAAAAUGAUAAUCUUGUAGUAAUUGAUUUUGGCAAAGCAGAAUUUAUUGGCCGUGAAGACGCACAAAAAUGGACAAUUAAGACUAUACCUGAAGAACGAUUAAAUAUACUUCCUAAAAUAUUUACAACUCCUGAUCAUGGCUAUAAGCUUUAUCGUUCUGCCGUGACGCUUCCACAUAGGAAUAACGAUAAGACCGAAUUAAGGAAUCCAAUUGAUCCAUUGAAAGAGGAUAUAUAUUCAGUUGGCGUUUUGAUAUGGCGGAUAUUUUCUGGUCAAGCUCCAUGGGGUGGCAUUCUUGAUACCGACUUGAAGGAAUUAAGGAAAAUAGUUGGUGAUGAAAAGUUAAUAAGAUUCUAUAUUGAACGACAAGUAAUGGGCCAAAAGUCAAAAGAUCUCUUAUACAUGGCCAUAAGAUCUUCUCCUAAGGACCGCCAUAAUAUCAAUGAACUGUUGACUUUUUUGGAUCGUAAUAAAGAUAAAUUGAUUCAAGAGUGGGAUGGAACUUCCAGACGUAUCAAAAGAUCAAAGUGGUAUGAUGAUUAA